AUGAGGAGGCCACCCGUAGAACGGGAACAUCCUGCGUACGGGCCGUGCAAGAAGUUUUUAAACUACUUGCGGAACACCUGGCUCGACGGGCCAUUCAAUGUGGUGCAAGUAUAUGGUAGAUGUCCAGCGAACAACCAACACCGCCGAGAACUACCACGGAAGGCUCAGAAAAAUUCUCGGCAAGAAACAUUCACCCCUAGCGCAGUUGAUACUGGCCUUCCGCAGCUUUACACUAGUGGCAAAGGGGACUUUGGCAAGAAUAAUUGA
Cylicocyclus nassatus is the source of this 267-nucleotide messenger RNA. The record is from the annotation of a GenBank genome assembly. Lineage: Eukaryota; Metazoa; Nematoda; Chromadorea; Rhabditida; Strongylidae.